AUCAGCGUCGCCCGUGCUCCCGUGCAGACCGACACCGGCUCACGCCUCGGCUCCGUUUCCGCUCGAUUGUCACCAGCACUGGGAGGACAGCGUUGAUCUAUUUCGAUUGAGCUCCGCGGAGCUCGAGUGAUCCCAUCGGGAUGCGGGCGGGAGUUUUCCCCCGCCGGCUGCCCGCGGGACAGAUGCGUGCCGAAGGUUAACUUUCCUUUUCCCCCAAACGAAACCUUCCCUCCCCGGCUCGGCCUGCGCUUCCACGUUUCGGGGACACUACCUGAGCUGCUGACUCACUGCGUCCGCCCUCUCUCAGGAACGCGAAAGUGAAACUUCCCGCGAGGCCAUAAAUACCCCAGCAGAGGCGCGGACAGCAAGCAGACGACUCCAGCCUCCAGCCCUCAAGGCCCAUUCGCCCGCCCGCAGCCGGACAGCAUGUCUGCCUUCUGGGACGAAGUCAAACCCGGGGACCUGAUCGAGAUCUUCAGGCUGGGAUACCAGCACUGGGCCCUCUACGUGGGGAACGGCUACAUCGUCCACCUGGCUCCACCCAGUGAAGUGGCGGGGGCCGGCCCAUCCAGCAUGAUGUCCCUGACGUGCGACAAGGCCGUGGUGAAAAGGGAGCGUCUGCGCCGCGUGGCGGGGGACGACAGGUUCCGCGUGAACAACGCGCUGGACAGGAAGCGCCGGCCACGCCCGGCCUACGAGAUCGUGAAGGACGCGGAGAGCCUGGUGGGCAAGUGGCUGGAGUACAGCGUGGUGACCAGCAACUGCGAGCACUUCGUCAACGAGCUGCGCUACGGCACGGCGGAGUCCCUGCAGGUUCAAGACACAGUGACGGCCGUUGUCACGGCCACAGUGGUCCUGGGUGCGGUGGGUGCUAUGGUUUCCCUGUUUUCGAACAGGAAGGAGAGAAAUAACAAGAAGUGGUGAAGAGCUGCCGAUCUCCAGAAGGAACCCCAUCGUCGUGCUGCACCCCAACAAUGACAGCUUGAAGCCAAUUGAUCGCAGGGUCUCAUCCAGCUGGGAUCUUGAAAGCCCAGCUGGGGGAUGUGUUCCACACUCCCACCUCUCUUCCUGUAAAACCAGUGCCUCAUGUCCUGAUGGGACAACCUCGCCCGUCUGUUUCCUGAAAGAAACCGGGGUAUCGUCAUCGGCAAUGUGGCUGGGCAGCUCGUUCCACACUCCCACCACCCUCAGCGUAAAGAAGCACUUCCACUUGUGCCCUCUCCUCCGGCAGCUCGUUUUUUACCGUAGUGAAUUACACCACCUCUAGAUCAACUCCAGACUGAUCACCCAGCUCCCCGAUCAAUAAGUUGCCUAAUAUCGACGCUCACCUUUGCCAGAUGUUUUUUGUACCUAAGCCAGUGACUGGAAGUGGUUCAUUUUAGACCUCUGAGGUUCAGAUGUGUGGUCCUUUAUUAACCUUUACUCAUUAUUUUGUAAUUAAAUUGUAUUUAAAGUUUAACGUAUACCGUAUGCAGCCAGUCCUCUGACAUACCUGUACAUUUUGUGAACAAGAUGUCGGCCUUUCAUAAUAAAAUGAACAGUGAAAAUUAAAAUUAAAUGAAAAGAAAACGUC
Molecule: messenger RNA, 1573 nt
Organism: Lepisosteus oculatus (spotted gar)
Lineage: Eukaryota; Metazoa; Chordata; Actinopteri; Semionotiformes; Lepisosteidae
Product: phospholipase A and acyltransferase 3-like
Biological process (GO): N-acylphosphatidylethanolamine metabolic process
Cellular component (GO): cytoplasm
Molecular function (GO): glycerophospholipid phospholipase A1 activity; A2-type glycerophospholipase activity
Source: RefSeq, a predicted model, not a curated record